Abrus precatorius (Indian licorice) is the source of this 2457-nucleotide messenger RNA. RefSeq names its product protein WEAK CHLOROPLAST MOVEMENT UNDER BLUE LIGHT 1-like. The coding region runs from base 422 to 2275 and encodes 617 amino acids. The record is from RefSeq and is a predicted model, not a curated record. The transcript has 4 exons. Lineage: Eukaryota; Viridiplantae; Streptophyta; Magnoliopsida; Fabales; Fabaceae.
AGGGAUAAAGGGGAGAAGGAAAUAGCAUAUCUGUGGUGAGAUGAAAAGGGGUGGUGGAAAAGGAAGAGGCAUGAGGAUCCAACACGUGUUAGAAUAGUGUUGUGAAUGGGUCGAGGAGGCACUUUAUGGGGACGUUGCAUGAGAUGGAAACGCAAGAAGGAGGAGGCCAUAAACAUUUGUGAGCUGUUCCUUCCUUCUUCAACGCCUCAACAGCUAUCCCUACCACCGUAUUAUAGGACCACCUCUUGCUUCUCCUUGUUCAUAUUUUUCAUUUUCAUUUUUCUUUUCCAUUUUUAAAAUUCUCUAAGUCUUCAAUUACCAUCUCUUUCUGGCUCCUUCAAUUCUAUUCCAGGUGGCACACCAAUUGCUACAGUCUGACCCUGUGAGAAAUAUUGAAGAGGGGCCACUUUGAAAAUCCUCAAUGGAGCCAUUUCCAGAAUCCCCUAUGGGAAGAAUCGAUUCUCAAGGAGAUGCUGAUUCUCCUAAGCCUUCUAAGAAUGUUAUUGACACAGCUGUACCUUUUGAAUCUGUCAAAGAUGCUGUGUCCAAGUUUGGAGGAAGAAUUGAUUGGAAAUCUCGUAGAACCCAGAGUUUGGAGAGAAGCAAGCUUUCAGGGGAAGAUUUUGAAAGAACACAAACUGCUGAGGAACUGGAAAACACUAGGAAGCUUAUAGAAAUACUGAAAAUGAACUUAGACAGGGUAGAACAAGAUGAGCUUGGGGUAAAAGAAGAGGCAGAACGUGUGAUUCUAAGAAUUGAAGAGAUGGAGCUGGACAUUGUAAAUGAAGCUAGUAUUGAAGCCAAGGUACAGCUUGAGGCUGAAAAAGCCAUGCACACUGCCGCGGUUUCUGAGCUGGAAUUCGUUAAGAAAGAACUGGAAUCACUGCAGAAGGAGUAUGCUUCUAUGGUAAGUGGAAGGGAUAUGGCAAUCAAUAACGCAGAAGAGGCUGUUGCAGCAUCCAAACAGAUUGAAAAGGCAGUGGAAGAUUUGAGCGCUGAGUUAAUUGUAACAAAGGAGGCAUUGGACGCUUCGCGAACCGCGCAAUUGGAAGCAGAAGCACAGACAUCAGGAGUUGUUGAUCAAGAGUCUCACAAUUUGAAGCUGGAACUUGAGCAAGCUGAAGAGGAGCUCCAAAGACUAAAUGAGCAAGUUUUGUCAGCCAGGGUUCUUAAAUCUAAAUUGGAAGCAUCUUCUUCUUUACUCCAUGAUUUGAAAGCUGAAUUAGCAUCAUAUAUGGAAUCAAAACUGAAGGAGGAAAGUUAUGAAGAAAGAAAAAAGGAACUUGAGGAAAUAAAGGUGAACAUAGAGAAAGCAACUGCUGAAGUUAACAGCUUGAGGGAGGCUUCUGUGUCCCUAAAAUCAGAUCUAGAAGAGGAGAAGUUAGUUCUGACCACCCUCAAGCAAAAUGAGGAAAUGGCUUCAGUUGCUGUUGUAAAUCUCCAAGCUGAACUGGAGAAGGCAAGGGCUGCAGCCGUUUUUCUUCAGAUGAAAGAGGAGGAAGCGCGCGAGAUGAUGAUCGAGUUGCCAAAGAAACUGCAGAAAGCAGCACAAGAGGCUGAUGAGGCCAAAUCACUUGCUCAGGCUUCUCAGGCAGAGUUGCUUAAAGCACAAGAAGAGGUUGAACAAGCCAAGGCCAGAUCGGUUACUUUGGAAUGUAGUUUAUUGGCAGCACAGAAGGAGAUAGAAGCAGCCAAGGCUUCUGAGAUGCUGGCCAGAGAUGCAAUCACAGCAUUGGAGAAGAGUGAAUACUCAGCUAAGAACAAGAAUGGCAAUGAUUCUUCCUCAAUGGUGACACUCACAUUAGAUGAAUAUCAUGAGCUCAGUAAGAGAGCCUAUAAGGCAGAGGAGCAAGCCAGUGCAAGGAUUGAAGCUGCUAAUUCUCAGAUUAAGAUUGCAAGAGAGUCAGAGUUCAGAAGCUUGGAGAAGUUAGAAGAACUGAAUGAAGAGUUGUCUGUGAGAAGGGAAUCUCUUAAGAUUGCAACAGAGAAUGUUGAGAAGGCCAGUGAAGGAAAGUUUGCUGUUGAAGAGGAAUUAAGAACAUGGAUGGCUGGACAAGAGCAGCAAAAGAUGGCUUGUGAAUUGAAUGACCAGACUACUGCUCCUACUGAGCCUGUACAUGAUGAUUCAUUGAGCUCAAAAGGAAUAGUUCCUUCUAAUAACACUGAAACUGAACCUCCCUCAGAAACAAAGACCAAAAAGAAGAAGAAGAAGUCUUUGUUCCCUUCAAAGGUUGUAAUGUUCUUUGCAAAGAAAAAAACCCACCCAACCAAGUAAAUAUCAACUCAUGAUAAUGCCAUAAGCCUUAACAAAUCUUACCUCUGAACAGGUUGUGUAUUGGAUGCCAAUUGUCAGAAUUUGUAUUAAGUUCUUUGAUUGCAAGAAGCAAAUUAAAUAAGACCAUUUAUUCACCAUAAGGUGUAUCUGCUUUAUUCUAAUACAAAAUUACCAUAUUAAAC